Messenger RNA from Exophiala aquamarina CBS 119918, 840 nucleotides. RefSeq lists its product as uncharacterized. NCBI's taxonomy places the organism in Eukaryota, Fungi, Ascomycota, Eurotiomycetes, Chaetothyriales, Herpotrichiellaceae. The transcript has 2 exons. The record is from RefSeq and is a predicted model, not a curated record. Bases 1 to 840 code for a protein of 279 amino acids.
AUGUCGAACCUACUACGAAGGACCAUUGCUCUGGCAUUGGUACUAGCACUGACAGCUUCUCCAGCUAUGGCACAAUCAGCAACAGUUGCCCCUGGUGCAAUUCAAACCCUAGGAUGCUAUGCAUCAGCAGAUACCCUGACUGAGUUUGGCGAUUCGGUCGGUCAAUCAUCUGGCUAUUGUCGAGAUAACUGCACACAGCUGGCUAGCCCUGCGCCUGUCAUGGCAAUUACUGGUGGCGUCACCUGCUAUUGUGGCGAUGAGCUUCCCGCCCUGGAUCAGCUAGUGAGCGAUGACAAGUGCAACGUGAAAUGCAUGGGCUACGGUGUCGAUGAUUGUGGAGGUAUGGGCUAUUACCAACUUUACCUUACGGGUCUCGGCGCGAAUGUGCACACAGCUCCCAACAGUUCAACGAGCGCUAGCGCUGGUUCAAGCUCAACCCAACCAGCAAUCGUCACAAGACCCGGCGAGACAGUGUUCGUCACACCUACCGCCAGUUCAGACGAACCACAACCGUCAUCCAGUAGCGGUCCCAACAAAGUCGGCAUUGCUGUGGGCGUUGUUGUCGGAGUUCUCGCCCUUGCAGGCAUCAUUGGAAUCGUGGUCUUCGUUGUCAAGAGAAAGCGAAACCGAGAGAUUGAAGAAGAGCAUCGUCGUAAUGCUGCCAAUUCUUUCCUAUCUGGCAAAUCCGACAAGUCGUCGCCGGAUCAACGACUCGAUCCUUCGAUAAACAUUCAUGGACGACAAAGCAUUGGCAGCAUUGCUGAUGAGCGGGACUUCUCGAGGAGAAUUUUACAGGUACGGAAUCCAGAUCGCGAUUCGGUUCGGUCGACUAUGGCAUGA